Molecule: messenger RNA, 4011 nt
Organism: Emys orbicularis (European pond turtle)
Lineage: Eukaryota; Metazoa; Chordata; Testudines; Emydidae
Product: vascular endothelial growth factor receptor kdr-like
Exons: 30
Coding region: 1-4011 (1336 amino acids)
Biological process (GO): protein phosphorylation; multicellular organism development; positive regulation of kinase activity
Cellular component (GO): plasma membrane; signaling receptor complex
Molecular function (GO): growth factor binding; ATP binding; vascular endothelial growth factor receptor activity
Source: RefSeq, a predicted model, not a curated record
AUGAUUCCAAAGCACUGCACCGCCCUGGCUGUUUGUGUGCUUCAUGGACUGCUUUGGCUACAAGGUCUUGCUCUGGAAGAAGUGCUACUGAAACCAAAGUUGAACAUUACAGAAGAUCAAAUUGUAAUCAGUGCAGGAGAUUUCUUUGCCAUAACAUGCAGGGGAGCAGCCGCCUUGACCUGGCUAUGGGGAAAUGAGCCACACAAAGACGUUCCCCACAGGUGGACCGUAUCUGAGCACAAGUGUUCAGACAAUGUACAGCAGACCUGCAGCAGGCUCACAAUCAACAAAGCUAUAGCCAGCGACACUGGUUACUUCACCUGUGUUUAUAAUCACCUCCUUUCUAACAAAGACCUCAUGGCCAAGACAUAUGUGUACGUUACAGACCACCAGAAUCCAUUUGUUCAGAUUCACCCUCAAUAUCCCAAAGUGAUAUAUGUAUUGAAUACUACCGAAGUGGUUGUCAUACCCUGCCGGGUCACCUCACCAGAUAUCAAACCCAAGCUUCGACAGCUUCCUUCUUCUUCUUCAGAGUUCAGCUACUGGAGGAUGGUGUGGGACCCCAGGAGAGGAUUUGUCAUCCCCUCUCCUCCUUUCCACUUCUUCAAAGCCAUGCUCAUGUGUACAACCAAAGUAAACGGAAUUGAGUCCUCAUCCUACUACAUACUACAGAAAGUGGAGGGCAGAAUACAGAACCUGGCUCUGAAAGCAAACUCCAGAAAGCUGCUGGUUGGAGAUACCCUCAACCUGGAAUGCAGCGCAGAGACCUUUUUCAAUGGACGGAUUGAAUUUGAAUGGCAGUAUCCUAGUGGGAGAGAUCAUAAGCCUACACGAAUUUUGAACAAAAGUCAGUCGGUUUAUAAAGGCUUCAGUAAUCUGACUAUCCACAACGUUACCAUGGAAGACAGUGGCUUGUAUAUAUGCAGAGCAGUCAACGUAACAGGACUGGAGACCAAUGUAAUGAUACUGAAGGCCAAUGAAACAAUCACAGUAUACAACAAAGCUUUCCUGAGAGUUUCCUAUAAGAAAGGACCUUACUACGAGGGGGUAGCAGGACACAAGUUACUGAAACUAGCUGUGAAGGUGGAUGCCUUUCCCCGCCCCAGUGUUACCUGGUAUAAAGAUGGCAAGCUAAUCAAGGAGAACCACACUUGCUAUGUACCAGAUCGAACGAAGUACAAGCUGGGCAUAAGGGAUUUGAGACCAAAGCAUGCUGGGAACUACACCAUAGUCCUGAGCAACAUUAAACAUGGCCUGUAUGAGAACCUCACCAUCCAGCUGGCAGUGACAGAGAGGCCCAAAAUCUAUGAAAAGGAGACAGACUUUGACAAGGUCGCACAAGUGAACCUAGGAAGCACACAAAGCCUUCAGUGCACUGCGAGCGGGACUCCAGACCCCAAGAUCACGUGGGAAUGGGAGCCAUGCGCCCCUGCAGAAGACACGCGCUGCAGACACGGUGGAAAAAGAAUUGUCGUUCAGAAAAACAUCAAUGAGACAGACAUGUGGACAGGCAACAAAAUCGAGAGCAUUGAGGAGAAAUACAUAAUGCAUGAAGAUAAAAAAAAGAUCAUAAGCAAGCUGACUACAGAACAUAGCACUGCAUCAGGGAUCUAUUACUGCGUGGCUUCGAACAAGAUUGGCAAAGAGGAGAGAAGCAUCAAGUUCUAUGUCUCAGAUGUGCCAUCAGGUCUGCAAACGGAGCCACAGAUCACCACCAUCGUGGGGAGUGAUGUUCAGCUGACCUGCAGAGCCUCCAGAUACAUUUACGAUCACCUGGCAUGGUACUACCCUUCCUCACAGGUGGUGCCCGCCAACUUCAUGCAGGAGCAAAUUGACAGAUACUCCAUUUCCUUGACACUGGCCAUUAGUAAUGUCACAGAGGAACACGCCGGGCAGUACAAGUGCAUCGCUCAGAAUCGGCACAACAGCACGGAAGUGCGAGAAGAGGACACCCAGCUCGACGUUAAAGCAAAGGCAGUGCCAUAUAUUAUGCAGAACCUCACGGACCGAGAGGUUAACAUCAGUGGCAAGAUCAUUCUGGAGUGCAAAGUAAAUGGAACCCCAACGCCUCAGAUUGCGUGGCGGAAAAAUGGCUAUCCCAUUUCACCUGCUUCAGGAAUUUCCAUGGAAAAUAACACCCUGGUCAUCGAACGAGUGAAAAAAGACGAUGAAGGCCUCUAUGAAUGUAGGGCUUCCAAUGAAAUGGGCAAUGACAGCACAUCAGCAUUUAUUAAAAUACAAGGCUCUGAAGAAAAAUCCAAUAUUGAAGUUAUCAUUUUGGUCUGCACUGGUCUAGCAGCUACCCUUUUUUGGCUUCUUCUGACCCUUUUCAUUCGGAAACUGAGAAAACCUGAUGCCACAGAUAUUAAAACGGGAUACCUGUCAAUCAUAAUGGAUCCAGAGGAAAUGCCCCUUGAUGAGCAGUGUGACCGUCUGCCAUACGACAGUAGUAAAUGGGAGUUCCCAAGAGACAGGCUGCGGCUUGGUAAAACACUGGGUCAUGGUGCUUUUGGGAAGGUCGUGGAGGCAUCUGCUUUUGGUAUCGAUAAAUCUUCAACCUGCAAAACAGUCGCCGUUAAAAUGCUUAAAGCAGAAUGUGCAACUACAAAUGAGUGCAAGGCUUUAAUGUCCGAGCUGAAGAUCCUCAUCCACAUAGGACACCAUCUGAACGUGGUCAACCUGCUGGGAGCCUGCACCAAAGCAGGAGGUCCUUUGAUGGUUAUCGUAGAAUAUUGCAAAUAUGGAAAUCUGUCUAAUUACCUGAGAGGAAAACGAGGGGACUUUGUUGCAUAUAAGUCCCAGGAGAACUCUGACCAAGCAGAGAAAAGUCUGGAUGAGUCCAACAGUGAUUUAACAGAGCUGAUCAAGAGGCGCCUUGAGAGUGUGGCCAGCACAGGAAGCUCGGCCAGUUCAGGAUUCAUUGAAGAUAAGAGUUACAGUGACUCGGAAGAGGAAGAAGAAGAUGGUGAGGAUCUGCAAAAGCGACCCCUGACCUUGGAGGAUCUGAUUUGCUAUAGUUUCCAGGUGGCAAAAGGCAUGGAGUUCCUGGCCUCCAGAAAAUGUAUUCAUCGGGAUUUGGCAGCAAGGAACAUCCUUCUGUCGGAAAACAACGUGGUUAAGAUCUGUGACUUUGGACUGGCUAGGGAUAUUUACAAGGAUCCUGACUAUGUACGGAAAGGAGAUGCAAGGCUUCCACUUAAAUGGAUGGCUCCAGAGGCUAUUUUUGAUAAAAUUUAUACUACGCAGAGUGACGUGUGGUCUUUUGGCGUGUUACUAUGGGAAAUAUUUUCUCUGGGUGCCUCACCAUACCCGGGAGUGCAAAUUGAUGAGGACUUCUGCCGCCGCCUCAAAGAAGGAACACGGAUGAGAUCACCAGAAUAUUCCACUCCAGAAAUCUACCAGACUAUGCUGGAUUGUUGGCAUGGAGUUGCCACAGAGCGGCCCACCUUCACAGAGCUGGUUGAGCGCUUAGGAGACCUCCUCCAGGCAAACGUGGAACAGGAUGGUAAAGACUAUAUUCCACUGAACAUCACAUUAUGCCUUGAUGGAGAAUCUAACCCAAAGACCUGCCCAGUGGAAGAAAACUUGAGCAAUUGCAUUAAUCGCUGGAGUGCAUUGGGAAUAGGUAAUAACAGUAAGAAGAGACCGCUGAGUGUGAAGACAUUUGAUGAGGUGCCAGUGGAGAAGCAGAAAAUGAUGAAUGAGGAGAGCGAGUCAGAUAGCGGGAUGGUGCUGACAUCUGAUGAGAUGAAAAGCCUGAAGAGACUGGAAAUCCGCUCCUGGCCUUAUGGGAUUAUGGCUCUAGCGCAGCGAGCUGUCAGCAAGAGCAAAGAAUCCAUGUUAUCAGAGCAUGAGAUUGUGAAAUACCAGCCAGCAGUACAGAUUGAUGAGGACACCAUGGACUUCACCCUGGAAGACUCAGUCCUCCUGCCCAUGGAUCCAAACCUGGAAUGCCACAGCCCACCUCCUGACUACAACUCUGUCAUCCACUAUUCUGCCCCUCCAGUGUAA